Prinia subflava (tawny-flanked prinia) is the source of this 1087-nucleotide messenger RNA. RefSeq names its product family with sequence similarity 174 member A (gene FAM174A). The record is from RefSeq and is a predicted model, not a curated record. Lineage: Eukaryota; Metazoa; Chordata; Aves; Passeriformes; Cisticolidae. The coding region runs from base 82 to 540 and encodes 152 amino acids. The transcript has 3 exons.
GCUUCCGCUUCCGGCGGCCGCACUGACGGCGGCGGGGCCCGCCCGCGCUGCGCGGCCGUGCUGGGCCGGAGGCGGGGGGCGAUGGGGCCGCCGGCGCUGCCGCGGCUCCUGGUGGGGCCGCUGCUGGUGUUGCUGGUGCUGCUGGAGGCCGCCCGCUGCGGGGAGGCUGCAGCCCCCCGAUCCCGGGACGCCGCCACCGCUUCCCCGCGCCCCACGGAGGCGGCCGGCGGGGCCGCCACGCGGAGCAGCAGCAGCAGCAGCAGCCGCCUGGCCGAGGUGUCGGCGCCGCCUGAGCAGGGCCAGCCCAUGACCCAGCGCGCCCUGUCCGUGCUGGUGCUGGCCAGCGCCGCCCUCAUCGUCUACUUCGUGAUCCGGACCGUGCGGCUCAGAAGGCAAAACAGAAAAACCCGAAGAUACGGAGUUUUGGAUACAAACAUAGAAAACAUGGAGUUGACCCCAUUAGAACAAGAUGAUGAUGAUGAUGAUACAACACUAUUUGAUGCCAGCCAUCCUCGAAGAGAAGUACGUGCCUUUCAGUGAGAGAACUUAAAUCUUAGAACCAGAGAAGGAGACUGCCUCAUGGGAGAAGUAAGAAGCAAGAGAGUAUGCAAGUGGGGGGGGGGACUAAUUUAAUUUGUGUAUUUUAUGGCAUCCUUAAUAUCUUGCAAUAAGUAAUGUAUCAAUUUGUUCUAUCUUUUUGUAUAUAGAGAUUCUCAAUGUAUAGCCUAUGGGGAGAGAGUACUAACUGCACUAAGAUAAAAAACAUACUUGGAAGGGAGAUCACUUGUAAAACAGGGUAUUUUUUGCUUGUUACAAAUCUUGUAUGCCAUUUAAGUGUGGUAUACACUCUUUUUCUACAGUAACCUGGAAUGUUAAUUUUUUCUUCUGAUAUUAAAUUGUAAGUAAAUAUAACCACUGUGGACUUCUCAGAACUGUUAGAACUUGACUUUAAUUGAGGAAAUGAUUUAUUGUUUACCUAUAAAAAGCCAAACUACUGCCUUCUGUGUUGCACAUUUAAAAAACUGAAUUAACAUGUUUUGUGUAAACUUCAGUGAAAAAAUAAAAUGUGUUUACAGUGUUCCUAGCA